Messenger RNA from Pungitius pungitius (ninespine stickleback), 8427 nucleotides. RefSeq names its product myosin, heavy chain 10, non-muscle (gene myh10). Gene Ontology annotation, biological process: mitotic cytokinesis; actomyosin structure organization; regulation of cell shape. The transcript has 46 exons. Lineage: Eukaryota; Metazoa; Chordata; Actinopteri; Perciformes; Gasterosteidae. The coding region runs from base 194 to 6250 and encodes 2018 amino acids. Gene Ontology annotation, molecular function: actin filament binding; ATP binding; microfilament motor activity. The record is from RefSeq and is a predicted model, not a curated record. Gene Ontology annotation, cellular component: cytoplasm; myosin filament; myosin II complex.
GGCCGGCGAGAGUUCGGUUGAGAGGGUGCUGGAUGGUGGGGGAGUACCACUGAUGCGAGAGCGGGCGAAAGGACUACUUUAGCACACGUUGGAGGACGGGUACAUUUAUCUACCGGAUACUGCAAAGCGCCCGGACAGGAUUCACCCAUCUGCUGUGUGUGGUGCCCUAGUGUGUUCUGCUCCUGGUUCCGAAAUGUCCCAGCGGAGUGGGCAGGAGGACCCAGAGCGGUACCUCUUUGUGGACCGCGCCGUGGUCUACAACCCGGCGGCUCAGGCCGACUGGACGGCCAAGAGGCUGGUGUGGAUCCCGUCGGAACGCAAUGGCUUCGAGGCCGCCAGUGUCCGCGAGGAGCGCGGCGACGAGGUGGUGGUGGAGCUGGCGGAGAACGGGAAGAAGGCGGUGGUCAGCAAGGACGACAUCCAGAAGAUGAACCCGCCAAAGUUCAGCAAAGUAGAGGACAUGGCCGAACUCACCUGCCUGAACGAGGCCUCCGUGCUUCACAACCUCAAAGACCGCUACUACUCCGGCCUCAUCUAUACGUACUCUGGUCUCUUCUGUGUGGUCAUAAAUCCCUACAAAAACCUGCCCAUCUACUCUGAGAACAUCAUUGAGAUGUACAGGGGCAAGAAGAGGCACGAAAUGCCCCCUCACAUCUACGCCAUCUCCGAGUCUGCGUACAGGUGCAUGCUGCAAGAUCGAGAGGACCAAUCCAUUCUUUGCACAGGUGAGUCUGGAGCUGGCAAGACGGAAAACACAAAAAAGGUCAUUCAGUAUCUGGCACAUGUCGCGUCCUCCCACAAAGGAAGAAAAGACCACAACAUUCCUCCAGAAUCACCCAAACCCGUGAAACCACAGGUGCAAAAUGCAGUUCAGAGUGGAUCCCUGUUUUAUGGUGAAUUGGAACGUCAGCUUUUACAAGCCAACCCAAUCCUUGAAUCUUUUGGGAAUGCUAAGACAGUGAAGAAUGACAACUCGUCACGUUUUGGGAAAUUCAUCCGCAUCAACUUUGAUGUGACCGGAUACAUUGUUGGAGCCAAUAUCGAAACCUACUUACUGGAGAAAUCCAGAGCUAUUCGUCAAGCCAAAGAUGAGCGCACCUUCCACAUUUUCUACCAACUGCUGGCCGGAGCUGGAGAGCACCUCAAAUCGGAUCUGCUUUUAGAAGGAUUCGACCACUACCGCUUCCUGUCCAACGGGAAUAUCACAAUCCCGGGUCAGCAGGACAAAGACAACUUCCAGGAGACCAUGGAGGCCAUGCACAUCAUGAGCUUCGGCCACGAGGAGAUUCUGGCUAUGUUGAAGGUGGUGUCCUCAGUGCUUCAAUUUGGUAACAUUAACUUUAAGAAAGAGAGGAACUCGGACCAGGCCUCUAUGCCUGAUAAUACCGCUGCUCAGAAGCUGUGUCAUCUGCUGGGUAUGAAUGUUAUGGAGUUUACCAGAGCCAUCCUGUCCCCAAGGAUCAAAGUGGGAAGAGACUACGUCCAGAAAGCGCAGACUAAAGAGCAGGCUGACUUUGCUGUCGAGGCCUUGGGUAAAGCUACAUAUGAGCGUCUGUUCCGCUGGCUGGUCCAUCGCAUCAACAAAGCUCUGGACAGAACCAAACGACAGGGUGCCUCCUUCAUUGGCAUCCUGGACAUCGCAGGUUUUGAGAUUUUCCAGUUGAACUCAUUUGAGCAGAUGUGCAUCAACUACACCAAUGAGAAGCUGCAGCAGCUCUUCAACCACACCAUGUUCGUCCUGGAGCAGGAGGAGUACCAGAGGGAGGGCAUCGAGUGGAGCUUCAUCGACUUCGGCCUCGACCUGCAGCCCUGCAUCGACCUCAUUGAGAGGCCGGCUAACCCUCCAGGAGUGUUGGCUCUGCUGGAUGAAGAGUGCUGGUUCCCAAAGGCCACCGACAAGACCUUCGUAGACAAGCUGGUCCAGGAGCAGGGCACACACACAAAGUUCCAGAAGCCCCGCCAGCUCAAAGACAAGGCCGACUUCUGCAUAAUGCACUACGCCGGCAAGGUGGACUACAAAGCAGACGAGUGGCUGAUGAAGAACAUGGACCCUCUGAAUGACAACGUGGCCACUCUUCUGCAUCAGUCAACCGACAAGUUUAUAGCUGAACUUUGGAAAGACGAGAUUCAGACCAUUCAAAGGGCUUCAUUCUAUGACACUAGUCUGGAUGACCCAGCAGUCGACCGCAUCGUGGGCCUGGACCAGGUGGCGGGCAUGAACGAGACGGCCUUUGGCGCCACGUACAAAACCAAAAAGGGCAUGUUUCGUACGGUGGGACAGCUCUACAAGGAGUCACUGACCAAGCUCAUGGCCACACUGAGGAACACCAACCCCAACUUUGUCCGCUGCAUCAUCCCCAACCACGAAAAAAGAGCUGGUAAACUGGAGCCUCACCUGGUUCUGGACCAGCUGAGGUGUAACGGAGUCCUAGAGGGGAUUCGCAUCUGUAGACAAGGCUUCCCCAACCGCAUCGUCUUCCAGGAGUUCAGACAAAGAUAUGAGAUCCUGACACCUAACGCUAUCCCCAAGGGAUUCAUGGAUGGAAAGCAAGCCUGUGAGAGAAUGAUCCGAGCCCUGGAGCUGGACCCCAACCUGUUCCGUAUCGGUCAGAGUAAGAUCUUCUUCAGAACUGGUGUCCUGGCUCACCUGGAGGAGGAGAGAGAUCUGAAGAUCACUGACAUCAUCAUCUACUUCCAGUCCGUUUGCCGGGGAUACUUGGCACGCAAGGCCUUCGCCAAGAAGCAGCAGCAGCUCAGUGCCCUGAAAGUGCUCCAGAGGAACUGUGCUGCUUAUCUGAAGCUGCGACACUGGCAGUGGUGGAGGCUAUUCACCAAGGUGAAGCCUCUGCUGCAAGUCACCAGGCAGGAGGAGGAGAUGCAAGCCAAAGACGAGGAGCUGGUAAAGGUGAAGGAGAGACAGCUCAAGGUGGAGAAUGAGCUUGUGGAGAUGGAGAGGAAACACCAACAGCUCGUAGAGGAGAAAAAUAUUCUCGCAGAACAACUCCAUGCAGAGACAGAGCUCUUUGCCGAGGCCGAAGAGAUGAGAGUUCGUCUGCUUUCUAGGAAACAAGAGCUGGAGGAGAUCCUUCAUGACCUGGAGUCAAGGGUGGAGGAGGAGGAGGAGAGGAACCAGAGCCUGCAGAAUGAGAAGAAAAAGAUGCAGUCACACAUUCAGGACCUGGAGGAGCAGCUCGAUGAGGAGGAAGCUGCGAGACAGAAGCUGCAGCUGGACAAAGUGACGGCCGAGGCAAAGAUCAAGAAAAUGGAGGAGGACAUUCUCCUGCUGGAGGACCAAAACUCCAAGUUCCUCAAGGAGAGAAAGCUGCUGGAGGACAGGAUCGGAGAGAUGACCUCUCAACUGACCGAGGAGGAGGAGAAAGCAAAGAAUCUCGGCAAGCUCAAGAACAAGCAGGAGUUGAUGAUGGUGGACCUGGAGGAGCGCUUAAAGAAGGAGGAGAAAACACGGCAAGAGCUGGAGAAGGCCAAACGCAAACUGGAUGCCGAGACCACUGACCUGCAGGACCAGAUUAUUGAGCUGCAGGCUCAGAUAGAGGAGCUGAAGAUCCAGUUGAGCAAGAAGGAGGAGGAGCUGCAUGCUGCUCUGGCCAGGAGUGACGAGGAGACCGUCCAGAAGAACAACGCCUUGAAGCAGGUUCGGGAGCUGCAGGCGCACCUGGCUGAGCUGCAGGAGGACCUGGAGUCAGAGAAGAUGUGUCGAAGUAAAGCUGAAAAACUGAAGAGAGACUUGAGUGAGGAACUCGAGGCCCUGAAGACGGAGCUGGAAGACACGCUGGAUACCACCGCUGCCCAGCAGGAGCUCCGGUCCAAGAGAGAGCAGGAGGUGGCAGAGCUGAAAAAGGCCAUAGACGAUGAGUCUCAAAACCACGAGGCCCUCAUCCAGGAGGUGAGACAGAGGCACGCCACAGCGCUGGAGGAAGUGUCUGAACAGCUGGAGCAGGCCAAGCGGUUCAAGGUCAACCUGGAGAAGAACAAGCAGAGUCUGGAGAGUGAGAACAAAGAGUUGGCCUGUGAUGUGAAGAGUCUGCAACAGGCAAAGACGGAGUCCGAAUACAAGAGGAAGAAGAUGGAGGUCCAGCUUCAGGAGUUCAUGUCCAGGGCCACUGAGGUGGAGAGGGUCAAGGGAGAGCUGGCCGAGCGCUCUCACAAACUCCAGUCAGAGCUGGACAACGCAUACACACUGCAGGAGGAGGCCGAGAAGAAGAGCAUCAAAUUGGCCAAAGAAGUUGACAAGCUGAACAGCAAACUGCAAGACGCCGAGGAGUUGCGGCAGGAGGAGACGCGUCAGAAGCUGAACCUGAGCGGUCAGAUCCGCCAGCUGGAGGUGGAUAAGAACACCUUGCUGGAGCAGCAGGAGGAGGAAGAGGAGGCACGACGCAACCUGGAGAAGCAGCUGCAGAUACUGCACUCCCAGCUUUUUGAGACAAAGAAGAAGCUAGAGGAGGACGUGGGCUCGAUGGAGGGCCUGGAGGAGGUGAAGAGAAAGCUCCAGAAGGACGUGGAGCUGACCAGCCAGCGCCUGGAGGAGAAGACCAUGGCCAUGGACAAGAUGGAGAAGACCAAGAACCGACUGCAGCAGGAGCUGGACGACCUGAUGGUGGACUUGGACCACCAGAGACAGACCGUCUCAAACCUUGAAAAAAAACAAAAGAAGUUUGACCAGCUGCUCGCUGAAGAGAAGAGCGUCUCGGCUCGUUACGCGGAGGAGCGUGACCGCGCCGAGGCGGAGGCCAGAGAGAAGGAUACCAAGGCUCUGUCCAUGGCCAGAGCUCUGGAGGAGGCCCUGGAGGCCAAAGAUGAACUGGAGAGGUUCAACAAGCAGCUCCGGGCUGAAAUGGAGGACUUGAUGAGCUCCAAGGACGAUGUGGGGAAGAGUGUCCAUGAACUGGAGAAGUCCAAACGCACUCUAGAGCAGCAGGUGGACGAGAUGAGGACUCAGCUGGAGGAGCUGGAGGAUGAGCUUCAGGCCACCGAGGACGCCAAACUGCGUCUGGAGGUCAACAUGCAGGCCAUGAAGGCCCAGUUUGACCGAGAUCUUCAGGCCCGAGACGAGCAGGGGGAGGAGAAGAAGAGGUCGCUGGUCAAACAGGUGCGUGAGAUGGAGGCAGAGCUGGAGGACGAGAGGAAGCAGAGAACUCUGGCUGUUGCCUCCAAGAAGAAGCUGGAGAUGGACCUGAACGAGCUGGAAGGACAGAUUGAAGCUGCUAAUAAAGGCCGGGACGAGGCUGUCAAGCAACUCAAAAAACUACAGGCUCAGAUGAAGGACUAUCAGAGGGAGCUGGAGGAGGCCAGAGCCUCCAGGGACGAGAUCUUCACCCAGUCCAAGGAGAACGAGAAGAAACUCAAGGGCCUGGAAGCAGAAAUCCUGCAGCUACAGGAGGACCACGCGGCGUCCGAGAGGGCCCGUCGACACGCUGAACAAGAGAGGGACGAGCUGGCCGAGGAGAUCUCCAACAGCGCUUCUGGAAAGUCGUCACUGCUGGACGAAAAGAGGAGGCUGGAAGCUCGUAUUGCCCAGCUGGAGGAGGAGCUUGAGGAGGAGCAGGGGAACAUGGAGCUGCUUAACGACCGUUUCAGAAAGACCAACAUCCAGGUCGACACUCUGACCACCGAGCUGGCCGGAGAACGCGGCACCGCCCAGAAGAGUGAGAACGCUCGGCAACAGAUGGAGCGGCAGAACAAGGAUUUGAAAUCCAAGCUGGCGGAGCUGGAGGGGACUGUAAAGUCAAAGUUUAAGGCGUCCAUCGCUGCCCUGGAAGCAAAGAUCCUGCAGCUGGAGGAACAGAUGGAGCAGGAAGCAAAGGAGAGAGCAGCAGCCAACAAGAUCGUCCGUCGCACGGAGAAGAAGCUGAAGGAGGUGAUGAUGCAAGUGGAGGAUGAGCGUCGUCAUGCCGACCAGUACAAGGAGCAGAUGGAGAAAGCCAACUCUCGCAUGAAGCAGCUCAAGCGUCAGCUGGAGGAGGCGGAGGAGGAGGCCACCAGGGCCAACGGGGCCCGCAGGAAGCUGCAGAGGGAGCUGGAUGAUGCCACCGAGGCCAGCGAGGGUCUCACCCGAGAGGUCAACACCCUCAAGAACCGCCUCAGGCGCGGCGGCCCCGUCAGCAGCUUCUCCUCCGGCCGCUCGGGCCGCCGUAACCUCAACCUGGACGGGGCCUCCGUCGACAUGUCCGACGACGACGCCGACAGCCGCGCCGGUGACUUCAACGAGACCCAAACCGCCAACGCCGAGUAACCGCGGCGACCUUCUCCCUUCCUCGCCUUUUUCCUCCCUUGUCACCUACCCACCUCACCAGUCUGUCCUCGUCAUUUCCAUCAUCUUCAUUCAUUUCAAACCCCGGGCCGGACAGAAGAUUGGAGCAAUGCUUUUGGUGAUUAUUUUUAACGGUUAAACACUGCAGGAAAAAUCCAUUGCCCUCCAGUCCCAGAGAGUCACAUGGGCAAACAAACAAUUGUGCUUCGCUGGUCUCCUCCGGCGAGCUGCUAGUCUCAGCUUCACGAGGUCGUACGCACCUCCUCCCAUCAGGCGUCAAGUUAUUUGCUCAGCUUAUUGAGAAAGUACACAAAGUGCUUUUCAUACAUGUGACAUUGUAGGUGGAGGCUGUUAAGUGUGCACGCUCAUCACGUGUGUAAUGGAUGUGAACGCACCCCCUAAUGAAUUGAAGGACUACAAGGAAAUGUAUUACACUUUAGUGUCGUUAUUAGCGUUCUGCUCACUAGUCGUGUAAAAGCCAACACAUUUCCCCCCCCCCUUUCAAAACAAAGGUCGCUGUGGCCUUUGGAACGCCACGCCUCCCUCCGGCCAACGGACUGUUUGCUUCUACACGACAGGAACCACUAACACCUCGGGACGCGCACGUGAAGAACUCAGACUCCGGUUUUGAAUUUUAUAACUGUGAAAAAAAAAGGUAUUUUAUUUUCUGUGUUUCAUCUCAACAUUGAAUGAAAGAAUGUCUCGCUGGGUUUUAACUAGAAAUCUCGGCUCAUGCGGUGAACACGUUUUGCAUUGUUGUCCCUUGUGGGUCGGCCUGAGCUUUUUAACUGGAAACCAACUGAGAAAAACUACUGGAAGUUAUGGGUUUCAACAGAGUCCUCUUACUGCUAGAGUUCAGCCCAUAACCUGCAGGAACGUUUAAAUCAGCCGCUGUUCUUACAGAAUCCUCAGACUCUCGCACCCAUGACUUUUUAAAAAGGACGUUCAAUGUUUUGAACAGUAACCAAAAAACAAGCAGCAAGUUGAUCCAAUCCAUUUAACAGUACUGGAGCUAAAGAAGAAAAACACUAUUGCAAACAUUCUGAGGGUGAGCCCGUUAAUCUUUAGCGCUUAAAUGUGAACCACAGCCCCCCCCCCCGACAGGUAAACCACUAAAACCCUUAUUCUUCAUCACGGAUGGAUCUGCUGAUUGUGUGCAGCCGACUUCUUGGUCCUUCUAGUUAACAGUAUGUUUCUUUAAAAGUGCCUUAGACACUGAAUAAGAGCAUGAGCGGGCAAUGAUUGAACUACGCGUGUGAAACAGGUACAUCGAGCAGAGAGAUUCAACCAUUUCUGUUGUGCUACAUAUCCUAGUGACUGUAACUCCAUGUUCAAUAUAACCACAAAAUCAGUAUUUACAGAAUCAUUAGCGACACGAGAAGAUGAGCCCUCGGCAGCCGGGCUUCCCAAAACAAAACGGUGUCUCCGUACUGAAGCUAUUUUGGGAGCCGAUGGUCUGUUUGGUUCAGAGCUUUAACGCCCACAAGUAGUUAACGCAAUCUUUACUUUAUUAUUAUUAUUAUUAUUACCGAGCUGGCUGUUGACAACCAGGCAUUCAACUGCAAAUACUCCCAUCAUAUUAUUUACUUGUAUUUCUAGACAUUGUUUGUUUUUGUAUGGAAAAUAAAGCGUAUUCAUUUAAUUCAGUCUAUAUUCAUUUGGCUGAGUCCAGCUCUGUUUCUACAAUCUUUUACGGUUAUUUAAGAGUUCACUAAUUUGUUGAGAUGCUCUAAUAUUAGAAUCUUGUUAAAAUUCAUCAUUAUAACAAAUAUUGCAACAUUGACACGUUCUUUAUCAUAGAGCCGCAAAUAUUAGCUAAAUUACUUUUUACGAGGGGGGGGGUUGGCAGGAAGUCACAUGUGACUUUAACGCUAACACUAAUUGUCCUUUUCCAAAAAGCUGUAAUAUAUUUUAUUAGACAUGCAUUAAGACAAACAGUCCUUUUUCCAAAGCGUUUAAAUGAUUUGUAACUUUUGACUUACUCGACAAACUUUCGACAGCUUACUUUUUACUCUUGACACUCUACAGCAUAUUUCAGUAUCACAGCUUUUUCCAACAUGCCAUAUGAGUAUUUUUCCAGCUAAUGACCCUUUUAUUGCAAACUGACUGCAUUGGAGAAAUGUUUUUGCUCUUAUUACAAAUAAAAUCUUUAAAGAGUG